AUGGAGACGCGGAGUAAACCAUGGAGCUUUAUGCUGCUCGCCGUCGUCGUCGCCGAGGCGUCGGGCUUCAUGCCGGCGGAGGCGGCGGGCUGGUCGAAAGGCUCGGCCACGUUCUACGGCGGCAGCGACGCCUCCGGCACCAUGGGUGGCGCGUGCGGGUACGGCAACCUGUACUGGACUGGGUACGGGACGGGGACGGCGGCGCUGAGCGAGGCGCUCGGCGGCGGCGACGGCGGCUGGUGCAACCCGCCGCGCGCGCACUUCGACAUGGCGCAGCCCGCCUGGCUCCACAUCGGCAUCUACAAGGGCGGCGUGGUGCCGGUGCUCUACCAAAGGGUAGCGUGCGUGAAGCGGGGAGGGGUGCGGUUCACCAUGGGAGGGUUCGAGCACUUCCAGCUGGUGCUCAUCUCGAACGUGGCCGGGACGGGGGACAUCAAGGCGGUGUGGGUGAAGGGGGCGGGCACGGAGAGGAUGCCGAUGAGCCGGAACUGGGGCGCCAACUGGCAGUCGCUGGCGGCGCUCGCCGGCCAGGCGCUCACCUUCGGUGUCACCGACACGGGCGGCCAGACCGUCGUCUUCCCGAACGUCGUGCCCGGCCUGGCCUUCACCUCUAGCCUUCAGUUCUCCUACUGA
This is a messenger RNA of Triticum dicoccoides, 633 nucleotides long. RefSeq names its product expansin-A15-like. The record is from RefSeq and is a predicted model, not a curated record. Bases 1 to 633 code for a protein of 210 amino acids. Gene Ontology annotation, biological process: plant-type cell wall organization. Lineage: Eukaryota; Viridiplantae; Streptophyta; Magnoliopsida; Poales; Poaceae. The transcript is spliced from 4 exons. Gene Ontology annotation, cellular component: extracellular region.